CAAUCCUUUCGUAUACUGUCAGUCUGUCAUACUGUUUUUUGCUCCACGGUCACUCGAAUAGCGGUGACUGGGUUACUGAUUUCCUUUCAAAUAUGCGAGGGCAGGGACCCUUAAAACGCGAGGAAGAAAGGAAACCCUUACCCGGGAAUGGGGAUAGACGGAUUAACCUAACUUUGAAGAGCUAUGAAUCCUUAGGUUGCUACCAACUAGACUAAUAGAUACAUACGAUGGUUCCGGAGAUCUUGGUCCCUACUCGAUGAAAUGCCAAGAUUCAAGAAAAGAUGUGAAUGAUGCCCAUUCCAUAUAUUAGGAUUUAGGACCGCCUCAAGAAGAAAAAAAGGAAAUUAGGGUUUUAGGAUUGGGAAGAUUAGGACUACUGCAACGUCCUUCCUUUGAUUUUUCAAAAGCAAUAAAACUUUCCCUGUAAGAUUAGGACUACUGCAAGUCUGCAACGUUCCUUUUUUUUUCAAAAGCAAUAAAAACUGUAAUGUUAGAACGGCGGGUUAAAGGAGUCCUCUUUUCUCUCUCCAGACUAGGGUUCACCCUUUCCUCUUUCCUCCCAAAUUGCUUCUCCACCAGCAGAGUAGAGUGACACAAACCUGAAAUUUUAAAUGCGUGAUCGAGCAUGAUGAAUCUCUUUGACUUUCAGUUCUUUCAAAGAAUUAUCUACUUUUUGCAUAAAUUUUCUGAAAUUGUUCAAAUCAAGGCUAUAGCUAUGCUCCCUGAGGAAGUCUAUAACUGGAAUUUGCUCCAAAAACCGGAGAACAGUGUAGAACAAACACAAGGAUAUGCUCCCUGAGGGUCGUCGUCUGGCCGGUAAGAGCCAGAGCCGUCGACGUCGCUCUGCUGCUCAAGAAGAGAAAGGGUUCUCUGAUUCUCUCGAUUUAAGAAGUUGAUGAAAUAGAUGACUGAGAUUUAAAUAAUUUCAGGAAAACAAUUUCAGCCCCCUAUCCCAUUGAUUUGGUUGGUCCUCCAAGCAAUCUUCAUAUUAGUCUCUCCAAAUGCCCACGAGACUCCAAACCACGGUUAAGAUUUGCUCUAAUGGAGCACAGCAGAAAACAACGGCAUUUGUUGCCAAUGCCACUGUUCCAUCUGCCUUUGAAAACGAAAAAUCCGGAUGACUGAAUCUGAAAUCUUGAACACCCUUUCCUGAGUCUCAUUCUUCUUCUCUUCUCUCUAUCAAAAGCAACCCAUUUCAAAUUCCUCAUCCCCUGUCAAUUACGGCCUUAUUCACCCAGGAAAUUUUCGAUUUUGUCCCUUAUUGGGCAGUAGAGAACGAAUUCUUUGUUCUUUGAAAAUGGGUUUUGUUUAUUUGAAUUAAUACUGUGAAGGAUCCGGUAAGCUUUUUUUUCCUGUCUAAUUAGGUUCUUCAUCAAAUGUGUAUCCUUAAUUGUGACCAAAGAUUACGAGUCUAUGGUGUUGGUGGAGAAGAUUUUUCAGAUUAAAGAGACAUUUCGUUAAACUCAUAAUGGGAAGGCUUCUCAAUGGCGUUUUACUGCCAAUACUGCUGUUAACAGCUGCAUUGCUCAAGUGGAGCUUGAUAUCUUUGGCUGAUUUGUUAGCCUUUCUUUUCAUUCAGUAUAGUGCUCCGAAAAUUGGUUUUCAAUUUUGGAGGGGAUCUCUGGUUUCAUGGCAUAUUCUUAUCUUUUCCUUGUUGGCUGUUCUUUCGCAUGCCAUAUUUCAUAUUCUGUGUGCUAUUGAGGGGGCCCAAUGGAGCUUUGCUGAUGCCCACUGGGUGAAGCUAAUUGGUUUCUUGAGAGUUACAUCUUGGAAGUCUUCGUCUGAGGUUUAUUUCUUGGUUGUACAAGUAGUAGCUGCUUUUGUCUCAUGGGCUGGAAUCUACAAGAACAGAUUUGAGCUGAAUUCACAAACAGAUUCGUUUACAGGGCAUCUAUAUUCUUCUCUUGUACUUAUAGGUUCUCGUCUUAGGGUUCUGUGCUGCUUAUUAUUGCCCCCUGUACAGCUCGUUGUGGGUAUCAGUCACCCAUCUUGGGCUUCAUUUCCUUUUUUCAUUUGUAGCGGAAUUGGGCUUGUUGAUUGGUCUUUGACGAGCAACUUUCUCGGCCUUUUUCGGUGGUGGAGGUAUCUUUUACCAUAUGCAGGUGUACACAUAGCCCUACUGUAUGUAUAUCAACUCCCUGUUGAAUUUUCUGGGCUUUCCCUCUGGGUGGCUGAAUUCGCUGGGCUUUAUAAAGUUUCUGUUCAGUCAGAGUGGUCAGAAAUAUGUUCUGGUCUUUCACUGCUAUUCUUCUAUAUCAUGUUAUCUUGGAUUAGAUGUGAUCUUACAGAAAUGGAGUUUAUCAUGUCCACAAGAGAGAGCAAUUUGACUCAGCAACUUCUUCCCUUAAAGCAUUCAUUUUUUAUUCGUGAAUUAAGAUCUGGUGUAAGGCAUUCCAAUGUUUUGUUGAGGAGAUCCAUCUUGCGAACUUUUAGUAUCAACUUUUUUACUUAUGGUUUUCCGAUUUCCUUGCUCGCCCUUUCCUUUUGGAGUUUUCAUUUUGCAAGUCUAUGCGCUUUUGGACUGCUGGCAUAUGUUGGCUACAUUUUAUACUCCUUCCCUUCUUUCUUUCACUUGCACCGGUUAAACGGCUUGCUUCUUGUUUUCAUUCUCUUGUGGGCUGCUAGCACCUAUGUCUUCAAUGUGGAAUUUGGUGUCAUAAAUAACACACUGCAGAAGGAUAUGAAAGUCUGGGAAACUGUUGGUUUAUGGCAUUACCCAAUUCCAGGAUUUUAUCUACUUGCACAGUAUUGUCUCGGUGUCCUUGUUGCUUUGGGCAAUCUUGUGAACAACUCUAUUUUCCUCUACUUAUCUGAUGGAGAUGGAGAAUCACCAAAUGAUGAUGGAACUGUCGAAGGGAGUGAAGAUACCAAAGUAACGAUUGUGGCCACAAUUGCAUGGGGACUGUGCAAAAGCUCUCGUGCUCUAGUGCUGCUGCUGAUAUUUUUUAAUGCUCUGAAACCUGGGUUUAUUCAUGCUGUAUACAUGGUUUUCUUUAUGAUGUAUCUGUUAAGCCAUACCGUUAGCAGGAGAAUACGACAUUCCUUGAUUCUUCUAUGUGAGGUGCAUUUUGCGAUAUUGUAUAUUCUUCGGCUAGAUCUAAUCUCCAAAGCACUGGAGCAGGGAGGCUCCUUUUUCUUGGAAGUUUUAUCUCAGUUGGGUUUUCUUAAUCAUGCUAGUAGUGGCGAUUUCUUGAGGAUAGCUGUGCUUGCAUGCUUCUGUGCCAUUCAUAAUAAUGGCUUUGAAAUGGUGUCCUCAUUUUCAGCAAUCGUGCAGCAUUUUCCAUGCCCUCCAAUUGGAUUUAGCAUCUUCAGAGCUGGUUUGAUUAAAUCGGUCGUAUUAUCACUUUAUAUCUCUAAAAGUAGCAAAAGGCAGCUGAGCAACUCUUCUCCUGAACAAAGGGUAGCCUUAUAUUUGAGCACGGUGGGGAAUAAGUUUCGUUUAGUUUAUCGAGCGUGUGGAACCUCAAUUGCUUUCGUGACAAUUCUUCUCACAGUGUACCUAGUAAGCCCUAAUUACACCUCAUUUGGUUACCUAUUCUUCCUUUUAUUAUGGAUUAUUGGAAGACAACUCAUGGAAAAGUCAAUGAAGUGCUUCUGGUUUCCUCUAAAAAUAUAUGCACUUGCUGUAUUUAUUUUGAUUUAUAGCAUGAGUGUCUUCUCAAGUUUGCGGGUAUGGCUGUCCAGUGGUGUUGAUCUUUCUUCUGUCUUUGGCUAUAACUUUGAAGCUUCUAUAUUUGAAAAUGUUUGGGAACCCUUAGCUGUACUAAUUGUAAUUCAACUCUAUAGCUAUGAAAGGAGACAGAGCAAAUAUCUAAGGCCAAAUGAUAAUGACGAACAAGAGGCGGGUGUUUUUAUUUCCGCAAAACAUCUUUUGUAUCAGCAUAGUGAGAAGAUUCUGAACAUUUCCUUGUUCUAUGCAUCUCUAUCCUCCAUCAGUGCUUUUGGUUUCAUUUAUAUUAUAGGCUUGGUGAUAUGUUCUGGUGUAUCAAGAUCUUCAAGAGUUCCUGCAAAAGUACUUCUGGUUUAUUCAGGAUUUCUUGUGAUGGUUGAAUAUCUUUUCCAGCUGUGUGGUGAUCGGGAUGGUAUGUUCCCUGGUCAGGAGAAUUCUAGUUUGUUCCUUUUUCUGGGCUUACGACUCUAUAAUCCUGGUUUCUUUGGUUUAGAAUCAGGCAUGAGAGGAAAAGUUUUGGUCGUUGUUGCAUGUUUACUUCAAUAUAAUGCAUUCCAUUGGUUGGGAAAGAUGCCCUGUGAUGUUCGAAGUGGAGGAAAGUCAGCAAGACCUUAUGCUUUGUUUGGCACUGGAGAGAAACCCUCUGAUGAUUGUACAGAUUACGAAAAAGAAAGUGAAUCAACGGUUUCCAGGCCACUGAUAGAAAAACUAAAAACAGCAACACAUUCUUGGCCAUCUUUUAAUGCUUGUACAUCUGGAAGUUUAGAUCCUAUGUUUUCUGGGAGAAGAGACUCUGAAGGCAGUAACAACUGUAAAUGUUCAAAUGGAUAUGCCAGAGAAAGUUUCAAAGAGAACCAUAAGUGGACCCGAAAGCGGAUUAUUCUCUUGAGAAAAGAAAGGCUUCUCUUGCAGAAGAGUACUUUAAAGUUACUUAUCAAGUUUUGGAAAGAGAAUAUGUUCAACGUUUUUGGCCUUGAAAUCAAUAUGAUAGCUUUACUUCUAGCCAGCUUCUCUGUGCUCAAUGCCAUCUCUUUACUCUAUGUUACAUCACUGGCAGCAUGUAUUAUUUUGCCAAGGCAUGUCAUAUCAAAACUUUGGGUCAUAUUUAUCUUUGUGUUUGGUUCCGUUGUCACCCUUGAGUACUUGGGCCUCUGGUUAAAUCUGACGCUCUGGAAGCUGCAUAUUCCAACUGGUGCACGGUGUAAUGACUGUUGGAGAAUCUCUAAUCUUCACUUCGAGUACUGCAAAAAAUGCUGGUUAGGACUUGCAGUUGAUGAUCCUCGGAUGCUUAUCAGCCACUACGUAGUUUUCAUGCUUGCUUGUUUCAAAUUCCAUGCUGACCAAUACAAUCUCACUGGGUCACAGUUGUAUCAACAUCUGAUGUCUCAGUUUACGAAUGCAUCUGGAUUGAGUGAUCUGUCCUUUGAAAUGCAAGGGUUGUGGACAUCUCUCGACUAUUUUAGGCUCUACAGUUAUUGUCACUUGCUAGAUCUCGUUCUUUCUUUGGUUUUAAUUACGGGAACUCUUGAAUAUGAUGUUCUUCACCUGGGCUAUCUUGGGUUUGCUCUAAUUUUCUUCCGCAUGCGGCGUGAAAUUUUAAAGAAAAAGAAUAUAAUCUUCAAGUUCUUGCGGAUGUACAACUUCGCUUUAAUCGUCUUUUCCCUUGCCUAUCAAUCCCCUUUUGUGGGGGAACCUUGUGUGGGAAACUGUGAGAUGGGAGAUUAUGUUAGUGAAGUGAUUGGAUUUCAUAAAUAUGAUUAUGGGUUCCGGAUCACUUCAAGAUCUGCACUAGUCGAGAUUGUCAUAUUUAUGCUUGUAUCACUACAAUCUUACAUGUUUGCAUCCCGGGAAUUUGAUUAUGUUUCCAAAUAUCUUGAAGCAGAGCAAAUUGGUGCCAUAUUGCAUGAGCAGGAGAAGAAGGCUGCCUGGAAGACUGCACAGUUGCAACGUGUUCGUUGCUUUGAAGAGCAGAAGCGUCUCCGUAACUUACAAGUCGAGAAGAUCAAAUCGGAGAUGCUUAAUCUUCAAAUUCAACUUACCAAGAUGAAUGCUGCUGGAACUUGUGCUAGCACUUCUCCUCAAAGUGAAGGCACUGAGAAUGGAAACAAUUCUCCCUUGAACACAUGCACAGUCAAUAGCAUUCUAGACAAAGAGGAAGUUUUUUUCAAGCCAGAUCCAGUAUAUGAUUCUUUAGUUUCAUUUGAUUUUUAUGGGUCUCCAAGAGGUGAAAGAAGUGGAAGUCUACCAGCUGCAAACUUCAGAAAUCAUUCAAUGGAUUCUUUCACUGAGAUCACUGAAUUAAAUAUGAAAGGUGUCAAUGAAGUGACUUGGCAUUCAAAUAGUGGCGAUCAGGCAAAAAUCAAAGCUAAGGUAAACCCAUUAGUUUCAGCAGUACAUCUGAUAGGUGAUGGAGUUUCUCAAGUACAAUCUUUCGGUAAUAGGGCUGUUUCGAAUCUUGUGAGUUUCUUGAACAUAGAAAAUGAAGAAACAGAUUCCUUCGUGAGUUUCUCAACUGAUCAUUCAUCUGACGAUGGGAUGAAUGAUGCCAUAGGGAGUCAGGAAACAGAUUGCGAAUGUAUGGCCCACAUGCUUUCUGUGCAAUCUGUUGGUGAGCAUGCCGUGCCCAGUGCUGCAUGUCUGCAGAUUCGUAUGAUCUUCUGUUAUAUAUGGGCCCAAAUUCGAUCAAACAAUGAUUUUGUGUGUUACUGUUCCUUCAUCCUGAUAUUCUUGUGGAACUUCACUUUGCUUUCCAUGGUUUACCCUGCAGCUCUCUUUUUAUAUGCUCUCUGUGUGAAUACUGGUCCAAGUAACUUGUUCUGGGUCGUCAUGCUAAUCUACACAGAGAUUUGUAUUUUAUUUCAGUAUUUGUGUCAAAUCAUUAUCCAACACUGUGGAUUGACCUUUGAUGUGAGUUUGCUUCAGGAAUUAGGAUUUCCUGCACGUAGGAUCAUGUCGUCGUUUGUAAUAAGGAACUUACCACUUUUUCUAGUGUAUAUAUUUACACUCCUGCAAACCACCAUAACUGCAAGAGAUGGUGAAUGGGCAAUGGCUAAAUGUGUUGGCAUUCACAAGAGAAGAAAUCAAUGUCAGGAAGAGGCUGUAACUAGUAAUGGGUUCAUGACAAGAAUAGUGACCUUGCUAUUAUCAACUUCUCGAAAUGUGAUCAGGCGGCUCUUUAGAAGCCUCUGCAGGUAUUGGAAAUCUUUGACAAAAGGAGCAGAAACUCCCCCUUACUUUUUGCAGCUGUCUAUGGAAGUAAAUUUGUGGCCUGAGGAUGGUAUUCAGCCAGAGAGAAUUGAAUCAGGAAUAAACAAAUCACUUGAUGUUGUUCAUGAUAGAAGAUGGCAUGCAAAGAGUCGAAAUCAUUUGCACUUAGCGAGUAGGGUUCGUAUUCAAAGCAUUGAAAGGAGUCCCGAAAAUGAUAGUAUAGGUCUUGCUGUUUUUGAGGUAUUAUAUGCAUCUCCUCCAUUAGAAUGUACUCAUGAAGAAUGGUACAAAUCACUAACUCCAGCAUCUGAUGUAGCCAAUGAGAUUCUAGAAGCUCAUCAUACUGGUAUCUUUAAGGAAAUAGGAUUCCCAUACCUGAUACUUUCUGUAAUUGGGGGAGGCAAAAGGGAAGUAGAUCUGUAUGCGUACGUAUUUUGUGCUGAUUUGGCUGUUUUCUUCUUGGUGGCCAUUUUCUACCAAUCAGUCAUAAAAAACAAUAGUGAGUUCCUUGAAGUCUAUCAGCUUGAAGACCAAUUCCCGAAGGAGUUUGUUUUUAUCUUAAUGAUGAUCUUUUUCUUGAUAGUAAUUGAUCGCAUCAUAUACCUCUGUGCAUUUGCAACUGGAAAAGUUAUCUUCUAUCUUUUCAAUCUUCUCCUUUUCACAUAUUCUAUCAUGAGGUAUGCUUGGUAUGUGGAUCCAUCUCAUAAACACGCUGGAAGAUUAGCACUCCGUGCUAUAUAUUUCACGAAGGCAAUAUCUCUGGCUCUACAGGCUGUACAAAUCCGAUUUGGGGUUCCUCGUGAAAGCACUUUGUAUAUGCAAUUUUUGACAAGUAGUGUGUCACAAGUCAAUUAUUUAGGUUUUCGACUUUACCGAGCCCUACCAUUCCUUCAUGAACUGCGAUGUGUACUCGACUGGUCGUGUACAACUACAUCGUUGACCAUGUAUGAUUGGUUAAAGUUGGAAGAUAUUCAUGCAAGCUUGUUUCUUGUCAAAUGUGAUGUGGAUCUGAAUAGGGCUAGACACCAACAAGGACACAAGCAGACCAAAAUGACUAAAUUCUGCAAUGGGAUAUGCUUGUUCUUCGUACUGAUGUGUGUUAUAUGGGCUCCUAUGCUGAUGUACAGCAGUGGUAAUCCGACGAACAUUGCGAAUCCUAUUAAGGAUGCCAGUGUCCGAAUUGAUAUAAAAACUGUCAGUGGAAGGCUUACAUUAUUUCAGACAACUUUGUGCAAGAAGAUCUCAUGGGAAGAAGCUGGUGAUUCAAAUCUAAACCUGGAUCCUCAGGGUUAUUUAACAGCAUACAGUGGGAAAGACAUUCAAUUAAUUUGUUGCCAAGCUGAUGCUAGCACUAUGUGGCUUGUUCCCCCUAUUGUCCAGGCCAGAUACAUGAAAUCUCUAACGGGAAGCAUGGGCAUUACUUUUUCUUGGCAAUUUACCAGGGAUAGACCCAAAGGAAAGGAAGUGGUGAAAUAUGAAUUAGUUGUUCAAGAUCAGGAUCUUCCGAAAGCUUCACAAGUGAUAAAAGUUCUAAAUGGUAGCACCAAUAGUUUCACAAUAUAUAAUGUCUAUCCAAGAUAUUUCCGGGUCACUGGUUCUGGUGAUGUGCGGUCUCUUGAACAUGUGGUAGAACUAGUUGGUGGGGAUCUUGUUCUCAAUCGUGGCAAUCCAGAGUGGUGGUCUUUCCAUGAUAUAAAUGCAUCAUAUGUAACUGGAUGUGGCAACAUAGCAGGACCCAUGGCCAUAAUUGUCUCUGAAGAAACUCCGCAGGGCAUUCUUGGUGAGACAUUAAGCAAGUUCAGCAUUUGGGGCCUUUACAUUACAUUUGUGCUAGCAGUUGGCAGGUUCAUUAGACUGCAAUGUUCUGACCUGAGAAUGAGAAUACAAUUUGAGAACCUUCCUUCUUGCGACAGGUUGCUAGCAAUAUGCGAGGAUAUUUAUGCUGCAAGAGCGGAGGGUGAGCUUAAGGUGGAAGAGGUACUGUAUUGGACCCUCGUGAAAAUUUAUCGAUCUCCUCAUAUGCUGCUCGAGUACACUAAGCUGGACUAGGACACCAAAGUUGUGAUAUCUUCCAGUCACCAGCAGCAUCACUAGCCAGUAGCCACCCCAUGUGAACUAACUGCAACUGCUAUGUUGAUUGACUCCUGAUCAGAGAAGAACACAAGAAAACUCGAAACAAGUCAUGUCGACAGACAGUAGACUUUGGAGAUUGAUUUGCCAUUUCAAUUCUCUAUUAUCAGCACAAAAGAGUUCUGCUGCUGCUGCCCAUAUUAGGACCUUCCAAACUUGGAGCAGUUCCACUUCCUGAGCUUUUGCAUAGCCAUGGACAUGCUUGGAGGACUCUUGCAAUGAUUUAAAAAUUCAAUUUUGCAGUCCAAUAAGAUCAUCGACAUUGUUGCUGUCAACCUUUUGUAGUAAUGGCCGAUUGUUAGUCCCAGUUGAGAAAUCUUGAAGUCCAAUUAAGUUGUUGAAUACAUUCAGUAGUAGUGUACAAACCUGGAAGUAAAUAAAUUGUUCAUCCAUUUUUAUAAA
This is a messenger RNA of Tripterygium wilfordii, 9409 nucleotides long. Its product is annotated as piezo-type mechanosensitive ion channel homolog. The coding region runs from base 1469 to 8926 and encodes 2485 amino acids. The transcript is spliced from 21 exons. Lineage: Eukaryota; Viridiplantae; Streptophyta; Magnoliopsida; Celastrales; Celastraceae. The record is from RefSeq and is a predicted model, not a curated record.